Messenger RNA from Thyridium curvatum, 1074 nucleotides. RefSeq lists its product as uncharacterized. Gene Ontology annotation, biological process: DNA damage response; DNA replication. Gene Ontology annotation, molecular function: double-stranded DNA binding. The record is from RefSeq and is a predicted model, not a curated record. The transcript is spliced from 2 exons. The coding region runs from base 1 to 1074 and encodes 357 amino acids. Lineage: Eukaryota; Fungi; Ascomycota; Sordariomycetes; Thyridiales; Thyridiaceae. Gene Ontology annotation, cellular component: nucleus.
AUGGGGAAAGCAGAAGUCGGCUCAGUGAAGCAUCUGAGCAAUCAGAUGAAGCUGAAGGGCCUGCAGAGGCUGAGGUGGUACUGUCAAGUAUGCGAGAAACAAUGCCGCGACGAGAACGGGUUCAAGCAGCACACGAUGAGCGAGAGCCACACGCGCAACAUGCUCACCGUGGGCGCGGACCCCAAGAAGGCCGUCCAGCAGUACAGCGACCAGUUCCUCAAGGACUUCCUGCGCCUGCUGCGCACCGGCCACGGCGAGAAGGCGGUCCAGCUCAACCGCUUCUACCAGGAGUACAUCUCGGACAAGAACCACGUGCACAUGAACGCGACGCAGUGGAGCUCGCUGACCGAGCUGGCCAAGUACCUGGGCCGGGAGGGCAUCUGCCGCGUCGAGGAGACGGACAAAGGGCUGCACAUCGCCUGGAUCGACACGUCGCCCGAGGCGCUCCGGCGGCAGGAGGCGCUGCGCAAGAAGGAGAUGCAGGACAAGGGCGACGAGGAGUGGGAGCAGAGGAUGCUCAAGGAGCAGAUCCGGCGCGCGCAGAGGGACGCCGCGCAGCGCGGGCGCCGCGGGGAGGACGAGCACGGGGAGGCCGAGGGGGAGGACGACGACGAGAAGGAGGGCAAGGGGCUGCAGCGCCAGGAAGGGCAGAAGAUCACGCUAUCGUUUGGCGCCAAGCCGAAGGCGGAUGUGCCUAAUAAGACGUCCUCGCCGCCGGAGGGGGGCGACGCGAAGACACAAACCCCAGAGGCUGCGACUGAUGGCGCUGCUCCGUCUGAAUCGAAGGACGGAGAUGCUGCGCCGAGUGGAGCCAGCACGGAAGCGAAGGACUCGACAGCAAAGGCUUCGGAGACCAAGCCCAUCUCGCUCAAGUUUGGAGCCAAGCCGCAAACCAAGAACGUGUUUGCGCAGGCAAAGAAGAACGCCUUUGGAGGAGGAGCCAAGAAGGUCAUGGUCGAGCAGCCGAAGAAGAUGAGCGAGGCAGAGAGGAUCAUGAGGGAAGAGAUGGAAAGGAAGCGGUCCAGGGGAUUCGGAGGCUCUGGAGGCCCCCCGAAUAAGAGGCCGAGGACUUGA